AUGGGCCGAAAACCAAACCCCGUUAUUGGGGAAUACUUUACGCGGGGCCCCAAGUUGGCAGACUCUAGCAACCGGUAUCCUCAUACCUGCAAGUUAUGCGGUGAAAACUUCCCCAAAGGCCGUGGCGAGGUUUUACACAAGCACAUCACCGAGAAAUGUCCCGCAAUUACACCCGAAGAGCGUAUAAAUGCUGCUCUUGGAUUUGCUGGUCUUCACUCCGGCGCCUCAGCUCCGCGCUCAAUGAAUCUCACUGUCAACCAGCUCGAUGGUGCCGCUGCUGAUAUUGCACCUGAGGCUCCGGAGAACUGGUCUGCCCUUCGCACCUUGGCCGAAGCAUCGCGGCAGGUUGGAGAAAAUGAAAUGGGCGUUCCUGCAGCUCCUGGUCGAGAAGUUGCAGACUCGACCGCCCGUCAGCUGCAAAUUGGCUUUGAGGUCCAGGAACAGUUCACCUUGGAAAAUCCACCGGUGAGCUAUGAGAAUCGACUCCUGCGUGAAAGAAAGGAGUCGAGUUCCCAAGACAGUGCCAAUCCUUUGAGUUACCUCACAACCGAAGAGAAAAUGGAGCAUCUCCAGGCGGCAACUCAGCAACCAAACAAUCACCCACUGGACUCGUCGGACCUCUCUGUCGCUGCCGCUGCAACCGCUCGCCUCACUCACACCCUCAUGGACCCUCAGCUGACCGCUGAUCACAAUGAACCCCAGGUCAUGAGCCCCAUCAUGCCACCGGUAGAUGUCAACAACGCCGUCUCUGAAGUCAACAACACUCCUCAGCAGCCCUGGGGGGAGAUGACUUACAUGGCCACCAACCACAACCCCACUACCGCGACUCAUGUGGCACCUAUUGCACCACCUCACAGAGGCGGCACUCGGAUGCCCAUCGGCAACGGAACCUCGAGUGAGCAUAAGAGAAAGGCUUACACGCCGGUCCGACGAAAAGAAGUCCAAGCUGCCCGCAAGAAAGGUGCCUGUAUAAGAUGCCGUAUCCUUCGCAAGACUUGCGGCGUCCAUGACCCCUGUGAUCAAUGCCGCAAGAUUCAAGGUCCCCGCCACUGGACCUACCCUUGUGUUCGGACUCGCCUUAGCCAAGAGUUAACACUUUACUCAGCCGCUUUGAUUGUUGUGCUGGCACAGACUAGAGUUAAGCAAGCUAGACAGACGUACCAGUUGUUGUCAAACGGCACCUCUCUCGUGGUGUCCCUUUGGGAAGACAGCCCCAGCUUGAGCCUUGCUGCCCUGGUAACCCCUCGUCAAACUCAACCCCAAACUGUCGCUGAAGAGACAGAGCAGACCAACGGAGAGGGCCAGGCGCUCUUCCAGGUUGUCAUGAUUGACCAAGAUAAGGAAGAUCUUCCAGCUCGCAUGGAGGAGUUCCUCAAGUUAAUCUUACCCACCCUCAUCCAGCGAGAGCCAUCUCACUUUAUGCAAGUCGUCUUGGAGUCCGCCCAGAAGUUUCCGCAAGAGAAGGCCACUGGCAAGAUUCUGAAGCUCGCUAUUGAUCUGUGGGGUCUUAUUGAGAUUCUUGAUCGAGAACGUGGUUGGUACAUCUCCGAGGAGCGGGAAGGCAUUGUCGUGCCCCGUGGCCCCGAGGACUUUGCAGGCAGUGAUGAUCAGGAUAUAUACAAUCUGAUCACCUUCCAGCUGUCAGCCGCCACCGAGCGCAGGGCUAACAACGUCUCCAACAAACUCAUCAGCGAGCUCCAGCGCUGCCUCGAGAAUGGCAAGGCCAGGAUUCACUUCGAUGUCUAUCUCUCGAUUCUGAUCCUUCUCCACUGCCUUGAGAAGACAACUUGGACUUUCAAGGUGUGGGAGAUGGACGACUUCCGCCAACGCUGGCCCCUCGACCGUCCACCUUCGUCUUACGUCAACCAGGGCCACGAAAUUGCAGAUUUGCUUAAGAUGCUUCUGACUCUUCGGAAGGCUCAUCCCAAGACUUUCCGAGCCCUUGAUGGACGGUUGGCCGUUCUGGACGUUGGCGACACCGAUUUCGCGCCAGUGGUAGAGUUCUUCAGCGCACUGAACCUAGAUUAUGAUGAUGUCGUUCGCAAGCUUGAGACAUGCGCAUUCAGUCCAGAGACCUCCCGAUCUUUGGAACUCCACUUUUGUAGCCAUGUUCUUCUUCCGCCUAAGGAGGGAGAAAAUGCAGCUGGCCACCACAUUGGUGCUCCUACCAGCUCCGGCCACACCACGCCCCCUCCUCUAGCUCCUCCUUCCGCUCCUUCUGCUGUUGCUUCUCCUCCUUCCUCCGAGGCGCUUCCUCAGGCGCUGCCUUAG
This is a messenger RNA of Colletotrichum truncatum, 2271 nucleotides long. RefSeq lists its product as uncharacterized. Gene Ontology annotation, molecular function: zinc ion binding; DNA-binding transcription factor activity, RNA polymerase II-specific. Lineage: Eukaryota; Fungi; Ascomycota; Sordariomycetes; Glomerellales; Glomerellaceae. Gene Ontology annotation, biological process: regulation of DNA-templated transcription. The record is from RefSeq and is a predicted model, not a curated record.